AGUGUAAUGAAUAUGAUGCACGUCAUCAGUAUUCCCUACGCCCUCAUGAAGGUCAACCCUCUGUCCUGGAUCCAAAAAGUCUGCCAGUACAAAGCUAAGGUGGCGUGUGUGAAGUCGCGGGACAUGCACUGGGCUCUGGUGGCCCACCGGGAGCAGCGAGACAUCAACCUGGGCUCUCUGCGCAUGCUAGUGGUGGCUGAUGGUUCAAAUCCCUGGUCGAUUUCAUCCUGUGACGCCUUCCUCAACGUCUUCCAGACUAAAGGUUUGAAGCCAGAGGUCAUUUGUCCCUGUGCCAGCUCCCCCGAGGCCUUGACUGUAGCUCUAAGGAGGCCCCUGGAGGAGGGCAGCACCCCUCCUGGUCGCGGCGUGUUGUCCAUGCAGGGUCUGAGUCAUGGCGUGAUCCGGGUCGACUCAGAGGAGAAGCUCUCGGUGCUCACAUUGCAGGAUGUCGGCUCUGUCAUGCCUGGAG
Molecule: messenger RNA, 469 nt
Organism: Plectropomus leopardus (leopard coralgrouper)
Lineage: Eukaryota; Metazoa; Chordata; Actinopteri; Perciformes; Serranidae
Source: RefSeq, a predicted model, not a curated record